UCGAUUUAGAAAAGUAUUCAAUCAAAACACAAACCCGUACGUCUCCCUAUGGAUAAUCUUGUACCAAUAGUGGUUGCCCUAGUGGGCAUCCUCAUCAUUUUUGUACUCUUUAAAAGUAUUAACAAUAUAGAUGUAAAGGUGGCGGCGGUGCCGGCAACGACGGAACUCACCCGAAAGCCUCGACAUAAGAAAGCUCUGAACAGGCGAAACACGGAGGAUGAGCUGGGGCGUGAGGCCGAGGAUCUCAUCGCCCGCGAAAUCGCCAAGGGCCUGCACAACACCGGCAUGAACACGGACACCAAGCGUAUCCAGCCCGAGGUCCUCGAGCGCGAUCAGGGACGGCACCAGGCGAGGGCGCUUCCCAAGAACCACGCCACCGCGAACGCGCAGGUUGAGAAUGAGACCCCAUCGGAGAAGGAUCAAUUAUUCAAGACCGUUCAAUAUUUUACGCGUCCCAACAAGAAGAAGAAGGAACAAACCUACAAGUCUGAAGAUGACAUCAACCAAAAAAUGCUGAAUUUUUUUAAAAACAAUAAAUCACAAAAAUCUUUCAAAAAUAAGGAUAACAACGUCGAAGAGGAUAUGCCACAAGUCGAUGUAGGUGGUCACGUGCUGACUUAUGGCGCUCUCAACAUGGCUCGCACCUGGAAUGAUUUACAUUAAUUGUCUAUUCAGAUGUAUCUAGACAUAGCCAGAUGAAAAAAAGUGAAUAAAUAUUUUACCACUUUUCACGUGUUGUUAAAUUUAUUAUUACAUGAUGAUAUUAGUUAAUAUUUGUACAUCUUCUUUUCUGAAUCGUCAGCAAUAAAUCGAAACCAGUUCUAUUAAUGUGUUAUCUUUAAAUGCCUUCUGAAACUUUUUUUUUAGAAGAUUUAUUACUUAUAAUGCUAUGGAGAGGUGAUUUAUUACCCAUCUGAUGGGAAACGUAUUGAAGAAUGCUAAAAAUUUAUAGUACAAAUUUUAUUAGGUAAAAAUAUGAAAUUUUGAUGCUAACAAUAAAGGACAUGUCGCUGUAGUCCAUCAGUAUUAACCAAUGUGUAUCGUCACUUCUACGUAUGGGCACUUAAUAAAUCUACUUUAAA
Phytomonas sp. Hart1 is the source of this 1082-nucleotide messenger RNA. The record is from the annotation of a GenBank genome assembly. Lineage: Eukaryota; Euglenozoa; Kinetoplastea; Trypanosomatida; Trypanosomatidae.